This is a messenger RNA of Thalassophryne amazonica, 1403 nucleotides long. It is a transcript of the gene il1b, whose product is annotated as interleukin 1, beta. The record is from RefSeq and is a predicted model, not a curated record. NCBI's taxonomy places the organism in Eukaryota, Metazoa, Chordata, Actinopteri, Batrachoidiformes, Batrachoididae. Gene Ontology annotation, biological process: cytokine-mediated signaling pathway; neutrophil activation; cellular response to lipopolysaccharide. The transcript has 6 exons. Bases 101 to 898 code for a protein of 265 amino acids. Gene Ontology annotation, molecular function: cytokine activity.
CUUGCAGUCUGACAAGUGAUGUGACAAGGAAGUUGAGGCUUCAUUGAAAGUAGGGGGAGGAAAAAGUAAUUUCAGACAAUUGUUUCAUUUUUUAAAAAAGAUGUGUGAUUUUGAUUUGUCUCAAGCUCUGGAGGGGUCAGAUGAUGAGACGAGACCUGACCCGGCGUGCUUCGACAUGCCUCAUGUUCUAAAUGCAAUCCUCAGGCUGGAUGGGGAAGUAGACCUGAAUAUUUCUUGUAAGCCAAACACCAUGCAGUGUGUGGUCAAUGUGGUUCUGGCAGUGAACAGGCUGAAGAAGUCUCUAAGUUGGUGCCAGAGUGAUGAACAACUGUGCUGCAUGAUUCUGGACAGUCUGGUGGACGAAAAAGUCUUCCAGAUUGUUCAGAACAUUGGCACCAGUGAAAGCAAAGUUACAUAUCAACGUUCCAGCCAUCGCCCUAGACAGUGCACUCUGUGUGACACCUCACAGAAAGAUGUUGUCCACUUCACAGGAGAAAUGAAACUACAUGCGCUCACUCUAAAAGGGGGAAACAGUGAUCGAAAAGUCUUGUUUGAACUGGUGCGCUACUUGGCCCCCGUGGGUGGAGAAAGUCAGAUAGUGGCCCUGUCCAUCUCUCAGAGCAACUGGUACAUUACCUGCUCCAUGAAAGACGACAAAGCUGUCUUACUUUUGGAGGAAUGCAGCGGUGAGAAGUUGCAGAGGAUCAACGGUGGUGAAGACAUGGACAGAUUCCUCUUCAUGAAGAGGACCAGGGGGAUGUCUUUGACGACUUUUGAGUCGGUUGCCUGUCGUGGCUGGUACAUCAGCACAUCGCCAGAGGAUGAACAGCCUGUGGACAUGUGUCAAGUUGACACUUCAACACGUCUCACAUGCUUCAAACAGUGUAAUAAAAAUUAACCAGAAGAUAUUCUUGUAUUUAAUAACCUUUAUCCACAUCUCCACUAGAUGUCGCAAUUGUUACCUGGCCUUGGAAUGUAACUGUACAUAAUAUGAAAGGGAAACCUCUUUCACCUUCAACCGCUUAUUCGGCAUCAGGUCGCAGGGUGAAAGGGAAAACUGAUUUGAAAAUUGACCUUUUUUUUAUCGUUUUCACUCCCAGAUUCAUCACUAUUAGAUCUCCUCAGACCCCAGCCAUCCUCUAUGGGCUGAGUUCACACUGCUGCCAUCCGACCGCAGGUUCACUGUCCCCAAGUGUAGAACUAAUAGAUUUAAAAAAUCUUUUAUUCUGGUUGCAGUUGGUGUUUUAAACCAGUCUUUGUAACUGUAAUUGUUGUUCAUCUUUUAAUUGUCUAUUUUUUGUGUUAUUGUUUUACUGGAUGUGUGAAUUGGUGUGUAUUUUUGCUGCUGCUGCAAACCAAACUGCCCCCUUGGGGAUAAUAAAGACUCCUUGAACCUUGAACCA